Parasteatoda tepidariorum (common house spider) is the source of this 1501-nucleotide messenger RNA. Its product is annotated as ras-related protein Rab-37. The record is from RefSeq and is a predicted model, not a curated record. NCBI's taxonomy places the organism in Eukaryota, Metazoa, Arthropoda, Arachnida, Araneae, Theridiidae. Gene Ontology annotation, molecular function: GTP binding; GTPase activity.
AUUUAUUAUAUCGUCAGUUAAAAAUGAAAAGCUAUAAAAACUCUUCUAUUUAAUCACUUUCAACUCUGCCUCGUGCAACUAUGUCGAAAAGUUAAUCCUUUUUAAACAAAUGUCACGGGAGGAGUAACAGCUGUUCCUCCUCCAACGCAACAGUUGGUUUGCUCUUCAAUCGAUCGAUAGAUGGCGCCACCAAAGAAAUUUCGUCUCACAACUGAGGGGAAACUAACGCAACAGUUGGGUACUUGGGCAGAGAAACGAACGUAAACGUAAAACUUCACACGUGUGUGAGGAGAGUACAUGCGAAAACCGGACCGUCCGCUGUGUGCACAUCUGUCGCAGCUUAUCCGGGACUUUUUUUUCUCUUCUCUUGAGCUUCCAGAAGUGAGGGGUGAGAGAUAUUUUAGGAUAAAUGGCUGACGGACAACAGAGGAUAAUACACCGGCGUUUAUCCCGGGAUUACAGCGACUCUUCGGAUGAUGAUUCGGAUCAGGAGAGUCCUCCCAAGCAACAAGUGGCUUCCAAGUCCGGUAAACAGCAGACUCCGGCAAACUCUGUCAAAGUUCCGGAGAAGAAUGGUCUUGUGUUGAAGCCUUCGUUGAGUCUAGAGCCAUAUGAUGUUUCUUUCAAGGUGAUGCUGGUUGGCGAUUCUGGAGUUGGGAAGACAUGCCUGCUUGUAAGAUAUAAAGAUGGAGCUUUCCUGUCCGGGGUAUUUAUAUCCACGGUUGGAAUCGACUACCGGAAUAAAGUUGUUAAUGUAGACGAUACGAAAGUAAAAUUACAGAUAUGGGAUACAGCUGGUCAAGAAAGAUUUCGUAGUGUCACCCAUGCAUAUUAUAGAGACGCACAUGCUCUCCUCUUACUUUAUGACGUCACGAAUAAAUCAAGCUUCGACAAUACUAGGGCAUGGUUGGGAGAAAUAAAUGAAUAUGCACAAGAUGAUGUAGUCAUAAUGUUGAUAGGAAAUAAAGCAGAUUCAAACUCUGAACGCCAAGUGAUGUACGAGGAUGGAGAGAGAUUAGCCAAAGAAUAUGGAGUUACUUUUAUGGAAACAAGUGCCAAAACCGGUACCAACGUUGAACUGGCUUUCAUGGCAGUUGCUAGGGAGCUAAAAUAUCGUAUGAGCUACCAGCCAAACCAAGAAACCAAGUUCAAUGUGAAAGAAUACGUACGACAAGAGAGUACGAAAAGUAGUUCUUCUGGGAUUUGCUGCGGAUAAGAGAAAAUCGUCACAAAAGCGUUGUUUCCAUGGUUACCGAAACAAUUCCGGCGUUCAGAAGCGUGUCUGUGUCAACUCAACUCAUAUGGAAAAGAAAUUGCGGCGAGAAAAGGGAGAAAAAAAGCCCUGUUCAGUUUUUGUUCGAUUUUUAUCGUUUUAUUAGAGAGUGAUUUUUUAUUCUAUUUUUCCUCUCAUCUUCCCCUGUGUUAUUUUUAAUGUGCUUACAACUAUGUUGUUCCUUACCGUUUUCAAGGUCGCCAACAUAAAGGAAUGCAGAAUUUGAAA